AUGGACCCCAAAGUUGCAUUCGUGAUUGCUUGUGUCUGUGCUUUGGUCAUCACCUCCACUGAAGCGGGGAUCCCAAAAUGCUGCAUCAAAACAAGGAAGAAAAUCUCUCAUCGUGUGCUGAUGCAGGUGGAGAGAUCGUAUGUACAGCUAAACAGUGGUGCCUGUGACAUCUCCGCACUGGUACUUUACUUAAAGGGCACUAAGAGCCCCAUAUGCGUUGAUCUCAAGCUGAAGACGUUUGUGGACAGGAUUCCUUUGAGGGUCAGACAUAGACAGCUGAAAACCGCUCUCUGA
This is a messenger RNA of Xiphias gladius (swordfish), 294 nucleotides long. RefSeq names its product chemokine (C-C motif) ligand 27a (gene ccl27a). Gene Ontology annotation, cellular component: extracellular region. Bases 1 to 294 code for a protein of 97 amino acids. The transcript has 3 exons. NCBI's taxonomy places the organism in Eukaryota, Metazoa, Chordata, Actinopteri, Istiophoriformes, Xiphiidae. The record is from RefSeq and is a predicted model, not a curated record. Gene Ontology annotation, biological process: immune response. Gene Ontology annotation, molecular function: chemokine activity.